Messenger RNA from Sapajus apella (tufted capuchin), 2872 nucleotides. RefSeq names its product neuromedin B receptor (gene NMBR). Gene Ontology annotation, cellular component: membrane. Bases 547 to 1719 code for a protein of 390 amino acids. The record is from RefSeq and is a predicted model, not a curated record. NCBI's taxonomy places the organism in Eukaryota, Metazoa, Chordata, Mammalia, Primates, Cebidae. Gene Ontology annotation, biological process: bombesin receptor signaling pathway. The transcript is spliced from 3 exons. Gene Ontology annotation, molecular function: bombesin receptor activity.
CACACGACUGAGCUCCCCUCCAAUUCCACAGAAUACAGCAAGAACUUCACAUACAAGAACAAAGCUGCAGGAAAAACACGUUGAGGGUGGCCCCUCGUUAAUUCCCAGGAUUUCAGCCGCAGCCCGCUGGACAGCGCCAGGAUGACUUCCGCUACUCCGGGCGAACAGUCGGGCAGGUGCUUCUACUGAUCCCGAGGGACAGCUCCUUGUUCCUGAAAGGCUGUUUUCCGUUAGCUAACCGCGAGAACAAGCCAUUGAACACUUAACAAAGACGCAACCGCUUUGCUUUUUUUUUUUUUUUAAUUAAAUUCAGAGUUAGCUUGAGCCGUGUACCCCCCUCGAGAAGAGGAGCGCCAGAGUGUGUGGACGGAUCCUCUCCCCAGGUCCUGAACUCUUAGGGACCGGGCGCUGUGACGCGCGCCCUGCGGGCAGUAAACUUGUAGGGGCGAGAGGGAGUGACAUCGAUUAAACCCAAAUCGUGCGCGUUCAGUCCUCAGGGCACCGGAGCGCCUGAAAACUCCAGCGGACUCUGCUGGAAAGGAGAUCAUGCCCCCCAAGUCUCUUUCCAACCUCUCGGUGACCACAGGCGCGAAUGAGAGCGGUUCUGUUCACGAGGGGUGGGAAAGGGAUUUCCUGCCAGCCUCGGACGGGACCACCGCGGAGUUGGUGAUUCGCUGUGUGAUUCCGUCCCUCUACCUGCUCAUCAUUACCGUGGGCUUGCUGGGCAAUAUCAUACUGGUGAAGAUCUUCAUCACCAACAGCGCCAUGAGGAGCGUCCCCAACAUCUUCAUCUCUAACCUGGCGGCUGGGGACUUGCUGCUGCUGCUCACCUGCGUCCUGGUGGACGCCUCGCGCUAUUUCUUCGAUGAGUGGAUGUUUGGCAAGGUGGGCUGCAAACUGAUCCCGGUCAUCCAGCUCACUUCUGUUGGGGUUUCUGUGUUCACUCUUACUGCCCUCAGUGCCGACAGGUACAGAGCCAUCGUAAACCCCAUGGACAUGCAGACAUCAGGGGCAGUGCUGUGGACCUGUGUGAAAGCCAUGGUUAUCUGGGUGGUCUCUGUGUUGCUGGCAGUUCCUGAAGCAGUGUUUUCAGAAGUGGCACGCAUCAGUGGCUUGGAUAAUAGCAGCUUCACAGCAUGUAUCCCCUACCCUCAAACAGAUGAAUUACAUCCAAAGAUUCAUUCAGUGCUCAUUUUCUUGGUCUAUUUCCUCAUACCACUUGCUAUUAUUAGCAUUUAUUAUUAUCAUAUUGCAAAGACCUUAAUUAAAAGCGCACACAAUCUUCCUGGAGAAUACAAUGAACAUACCAAAAAACAGAUGGAAACACGGAGACGCCUGGCUAAAAUUGUGCUUGUGUUUGUGGGCUGCUUCAUCUUCUGUUGGUUUCCAAACCACAUCCUUUACAUGUAUCGGUCUUUCAACUAUAAUGAGAUUGAUCCAUCUCUAGGCCACAUGAUUGUCACCUUAGUUGCCCGGGUUCUGAGUUUUUGCAAUUCUUGUGUCAACCCAUUUGCUCUUUACCUACUCAGUGAAAGCUUCAGGAGGCAUUUCAACAGCCAACUCUGCUGUGGGACGAAGUCCUAUCAAGAAAGAGCAACCAGCUACCUACUCAGCUCUUCAGCCAUGCGUAUGACAUCUCUGAAAAGCAAUGCUAAGAACAUGGUGACCAAUUCUGUUUUAGUAAAUGAGCACUGCAUGAAGCAGGAAAUGGCACUGUGAUUUUGGCCAUUCAACUCACUAUAUGGAGAGAACUUACGGUUAAAAUUACUAUUCAGCAGAUCAGAACAAAAUAAUUAUCCUAUUCUUGCUGUUGCUUAGCUAAUUUAUUAGAAAAUUUCAUGAUUGACUGAGAAAAUGCAAGAUAUUUUUGCUCUACACUAAACUUUAUUUUUUUCUCUUUUAAUUUCCUAAUUAUUGGAGUGUGGGAAAAGACUUCAAAAUAUUACAUAUAAUACAUAUUAUAUGUAUAUACAUGUAUUUAUGCACACAUACAUAUGUACACACGUGUAUGUUUUAUAUAUUUCCCAUUAAAAAUGAUCCCUAAACCAUUGAAGUAUGUAUAAUUCAACAUUGCUUCAGUAUUUAGGCUGUUGCUAAAGCCAAUUCUAGCAUAUUUCUCUUAGAUUUGUUUUAUCUCAAAGCAUGAAAUAAAUUUUUAUAUUGACUCAAUGAUUCAGUGAGGGUAAUAGUCAAAUUCCUAUUAUUUGAAAUACAAGUCAGAUUGUCCUGGUGAAUUUCAUUUACAACUAUUGCAUACACACACACACACACACACACACACACACACAAACACACACACACAUACCUCCUUCAUUUGAAAAAAAUAAUAAAAAAUUCAAGGGUGGAGCUUUAUCACAUCAAUACUUAUUGUGAUUAGUUCUAUGAUUAAUCAAUUCAUAUCUGUAACAUAAGUAUGUGAUUAACUGAUAUAAUGAAAUUAAUAUGAAUUAUAAAAUAGGUAUAUGAAUAUAAUUUACAUUAUGACUGUGAAAUAGGCAUCAUAUGAAUAUAAUUUAUAUUAUGACUGUAAAAUAGGUAUCAUAUGUCCCAAAUUGCAAAACUACGACUCAGAAGUUUGCAUGACUAUCUUUGUAUACAUUGCUAAAUCCUUGACUAUUUGGAUGAUUUUGUAUAGAUGUGAUAAGAUUUGUGUUAUUCUGGUGAGUUCAACCAUUUAGUCAUCUUCUUUUGCAACAACCAACCGACAAAUAUGUGGGAUCUCACUUAGGCAGUUUUUUCCUGCUUUUCCUGGAUGAUACCACAGUUUUCUCUGAAUAAAUGUCUUCUCUUUUAAGCAAAAUGCAAGUGUCUUGAUUACAUUUUAAAAGCUCCUAGUUUUAAAAGCAUGUAUCAAUAAAUCUAAUAUUUAAAU